UAUGGAUACCCUAAAAGCCAAGUUUUACCUACGUCGACGAAGGGGGGAACCCGCACCUCACAAAUGAACCAUCAAUGAUCAGGGACAGCAAGAGAAGAGAAACCGUUGAACACAGCUAGCUCCACCCGAAGGCAUGAAUCUGAUGCCCUGUGACACCAGUGUCAGCAACUGUUUUUCCUUUCAGGCCCAAAGGUUCCUCAUAAUCGCAAUGCACAUCGAAAUUGAGCACCGAGCAGUCUCAAUUUUGUGGAUUCCAGGCGGAGCGGGAUUGGGACAGUGCCUGUAGUGACAGCCACACGCAUUGAGGAAGCCGCAUUGCCUCUUGCUUCUGCGCAACGAAUUGAGGAGCACGCGGUGGCCCCCUUGUCUUUGCUAUCAAGCAUGGGGGCGCCAGCUCUGACCUCCGUCCUGGCCAGCAACAUCAGCGCAGCAUGGACGGUUUGUCUGGAGCAGGGCCUGCAAGGGGGAAGCAGAGACGCGCCCUCGGGCGAGCUGGCGGCCAGUGUGGGGGUGCUGUGCCAGCAGGGGCUGGGCCCGCUGCUCACUGCCCACUGUGGGGAUCGCCUGGAGAGAGUCUUUCGUGAGGAGCACCUCCCUCGCUUUUGGGCCAAGUUUGACACAUACGAGGACCGCCAGCAAAGGGCUCAGCAGGCGGAUGACCCGUCUCCUUUGCAAUCCUGGGCGGUGUCCACCCUAGCCCCGGCUCUGGCGGAGCUGCACUCGGCGCAGGGGCUGCAGAAGCGCCAGCUGGCGGACCUGCUCAAGGUGAUGGCGGAGGCCCCAAGAGCAGCGGGGGGAGCAGGUGGGGCGGGCUGGCCCAAGCCGCGGCUGGAGCUGUCAGAGAGCGAGCGGGUGGUGGCGCAGUUCCAGGCGGGCACCAGUGCCUGGCUCCUCAGCACGGCCCCCGACUACCUGCCAGACCUGCUGCGCCUCUACUUUGCUGCGCGCCUCGACGAAUUCAGCGGGGGCGUGAAACGCGCAGCGCGGCGGAGCCGGCGCCGAGAGAGCACGGCCAGCCUCGACAGCGGGGGCACCAGCGAGGAUGAGCUAGGCCUGGAGGGGGCGGACGACGAAGUCGAGAGCGCAGGGGGGCUUGCGGGGGGGGGAAGCGCGCUGCGGCGGCGGCGCAGCAGGCGCAGCAGCAGUGUGAUGGACGAGGACGACGGGGUGGGGGGGCCGGGGGUUGCGCCGCACGUGGAGGGGGGGGAUGCCAUGGAGGGCGUGGAGCGCAGCCCCGGGGAGGCAGCGCCCAACCGGGCGGGCCUGGUGAACAAGCACCUGGCGGGGGUGCUGGGGGAUACGGGAGGGGGCGCGGGCGCGUGGGGGGCAGGGGCGGAAGGGCACGUGGAAGGGGUGGGCAUCGGCGACAUGGUGCGGCUGAUGGGCGUGGAGUGGGUGGCGGGCGUAGCAGCGGUGGCACGGCAGCUGCGGGAGCUGGGCCUGGGGGCGCUCGCAGAGGGGGCCGUCGCGCAGGCUGUGCACGAGCACCUGCAGAGCAAGCUGCUGCGUGCUGCGCGUGGCCGCUACGAGGCGCCUGUUGCGGCAGUGUUCCUGCGCUGGAUUGAGGCCGUCCCGCUGCGCUUCCUCUCGCUGCUGCUGCCGCCCCCGGUCCCGCCCACCCCCCCCUCCCCUGUACCACUCCCCUGCGGCCUCCCCCUUCCCCUCCCCCCUCGCCUGCCCCGCCACCCCGGCUCCGGCCUCCGCCUCGAGAUGGCGGCCUACGAGAUCCUGGGGGACCUGCGCACCACAGAGCUGUUCGACAUCAUUGUGGACCACCCAGAGAGCCUGCCUGCUGUGGAGGACCUGCGUGCCUGCCUGGCCGCAACGGGGCGGCAGCGCGACCUGGUGGACGCCUUUCGCGCACAGCUGCGGCAGAGGCUGCUGCUGCCGGGGGCCGCCACCACCGACAUCCUCACACACUACAUCGCCACGAUCAAGAGUUUGCGCGUGCUGGACCCCGGGGGCGUGGUGCUGGAGGCGGUGGGUGCGCCCAUCCAGGAGUAUUUGCGGCGCCGCAAGGACACCAUCCGCGGCAUCGUCACGCUGCUCACGGACGACAGCGCGGCCGCGGGGGGCGGCGAGUCGCUGUACGAGGAGCUCGCCAAGACGGCGGCCAUGGCGGAGGCGGAUGAGCGCGAGGAUGACGACGCGGGGGCGGCGGACACCGAGGAGGAGGCGGCCGCCGCCCACGCCUGGGAGCCGGACCCGAUUGCUGCUGCUCCGGGCGGCGGGGGCCGGCGGCGGCGUCGCGCGGACCUGAUCAGCGCGGUAGUGGGCAUGUACGGCAGCAAGGAGGUGCUGGUCAACGAGUACCGCGUCAUGCUGGCCGACCGCCUGCUCGCCAAGCAGGACUACAACACCGCCACCGACGUGCGCACGCUCGAGCUGCUCAAGCUUCGCUUCGCGGAUGCCAACCUGCACCAGUGUGACGUCAUGCUCAAGGACCUGGCCGACAGCAAGCGCAUCAACACGCUGAUCCACACCCCGGCCCCCCGCCCUACGUCGCCUCCCCCAAACGCAGCGCCGCACCCCGGCAGUCCCCCCCAAGCACCCGGCGCCGCUCGGCGGCAGCCGCCCCCCAGGGUCGGGGGGCGGGACGGGGCUGCCGGCCCUGCCAGCCCGCCCGGGCCUUCGGCCGGGGAUGCCGCCGUGGGGCGCGGCAGUGGGAGCAGCAGCGAGAACGAGGCGCGGCUGCAGGCCAUUCGCGCCCGCAUGCGCGCGCUGCGCAGCCAGGGGCCGCCCGGCGCAGCGCCCGCCGAAGGGGAGCCCACCCUGGACAACGUGGACGCCACCAUCGUGUCGGCGCACUUCUGGCCGCCCUUCCAGGCGGACGAGGUGCGGCUGCCGGCGCCGGUGCAGUCGGUGCUGGACGCAUACGCUGCGCGGUACCAGGAGGUGAAGGCGCCGCGCAAGCUGGGGUGGAAGACGGGCCUGGGCACGGUGCGGCUGGAGGUGGAGCGUGGGGGCCGCGCGGUGCAGUACGCGGUGUCGCCCAUCCACGCGGCCAUCGUGUGGCACUUCCAGGACCGCCCGCGCUGGCCCGCGCGCGAGCUCGCGGAGGCCGUCGGGGCGCCGCUGGGCACGCUGCGCAAGAAGGCCGUGUUCUGGGUCAACCAGGGCGUGCUCGCGGAGAGCACGGGGCCGGACGGGGGGGGGCUGUACCGCCUGGUGGAAGGAGGGGAGGGCGCGGCCGGGGGCCCGGGUAGGGGGCCUAGCGAGGAGGGUGAGGUGACGGUGGUGGCAGAGGAGGAGGGGGAGAGCGCAGUGACGUCAGCUGAGGAGCAGAUGGCGUCCGAGAUGCAAGUAUACAAGGACUACGUGGUGGGCAUGCUGACAAACCUGGACGCGCUGCCGCUGGAGCGCAUCCACAACAUGCUCAAGAUGUUCGUGGUGGACCCGCCCUUCGACAAGAGCGCCGCGCAGCUGCAGGCCUUCCUCAACAACCUCAUCCGCGACGACGUCCUCGAGUUCCGCGACAACAUGUACCGCCGCGCCAGGCGGCCCGACGCGGCGUAACGCGCCUGGGCAGCGCCUCUUAGCUGGUCAUGCUUUGCUGGUGCUUGCGUCAUGGUGCGGUUGGCAUGCUGCCCGAAAGAGUACAGGCUGAAAGGCGUUUCUUGCACUGAAGUUAGAAAACGGAGACAGAGGGAUAGGACCGUAUGCUUCCAAGAUGCUCCAAGUUGCUUCUCCAAAUUACAUAACCUGAGAGGAACGUAUCGAGACUGGUGUUUGAGAUCACGUCCGGUGAGAACCUGUAUACAAAGCGGACCAGCAGGCGAAAGCGCACUACUUAGAACAGCGUAAUUUGGUUGCCUGUGGUUGAAAUAUAGGAGCUCUUUCAAUCUUGAUGAACCUGGGCGUCGGAAGUGUCAGGCUAUUGCACGAAGCCUGCCAUUAUCAUUCAGCAUACUGGGA
Klebsormidium nitens is the source of this 3915-nucleotide messenger RNA. Lineage: Eukaryota; Viridiplantae; Streptophyta; Klebsormidiophyceae; Klebsormidiales; Klebsormidiaceae. The record is from the annotation of a GenBank genome assembly.